Emys orbicularis (European pond turtle) is the source of this 1959-nucleotide messenger RNA. RefSeq names its product coiled-coil domain containing 51 (gene CCDC51). The coding region runs from base 59 to 1342 and encodes 427 amino acids. The transcript is spliced from 4 exons. The record is from RefSeq and is a predicted model, not a curated record. NCBI's taxonomy places the organism in Eukaryota, Metazoa, Chordata, Testudines, Emydidae.
ACAUCAUGAGAAGUGUUUCUUCUCAGGCGGAAGCUGUGUUGAAGAUGAUGAAAGGAACAUGUCUGAACAUGCAGGAUCUUCAGUGGUUUUAAUCAGUGAUUGGAUUCAAGAUUUAGAUCUCAUGAGGUGUAAUGGUACCAUAUCCUCAGUGUGGUAUGGCAUGCAAUAUCGCCAUUCGUUUAUACCGAGGAGCCAAAGAAUGAAUUUACAUGUACUGAGGACUUACUGCUCCCCAGUACCUAAGAGGCCUGAGACUAAGACUGCAGUGGAAAUGGCCAUGAUACUUUUUCAUCGGAUGACAGAAGUAGGGAAAGUUUUGGGAAGAAACUCGCUCAAAAGAAUCUCUACAACAGUCAAAAGUUGGUGGGAUAGAUAUGAAGAGUUUGUUGGUCUUAAUGAAGUUCGAGAUGCUCAAGGAAAAGUGACAGAGGCUGAAAAAGUGUUUAUGGUAGCUCGAGGGAUCGUACGAGAAGCUCGUGAGAGCAUAGAAGCCCAUCAAAUCAAACUGAAGGAAGUUCGCGAUCGUUUGGAUCGAGUAUCCCGGGAAGACACCCAGUACUUAGAACUGGCUACCCUGGAACACAGAUUGCUGCAGGAAGAGAAGAGGUACCGAACUGCCUAUUUAAGUGCAGAGGAAUCUGAGCGGGAAAAAUUCUCUCUCUUCUCUGCAGCUGUGAGGGAAAGCCAUGAAAAAGAGAGAACAAGAGCAGAAAAAACGAAGAACUGGUCCAUUAUUGGUUCUGUACUAGGAGCUAUUAUCGGUGUCCUUGGUUCCACAUAUAUCAACCGAGUAAGGCUGCAAGAAUUAAAAGCCUUAGUUCUCGAAGCACAGAAGGGACCGAUAAGCUUACAGGAGGCCAUCAAAGAACAGGCGUCCAGCCACUACAUACAACAGAAGGAUCUCAGUGACCUCAUUGACACCCUGAGAAACAUGUUGGAAGCUGGGACUGGGACAGAAGGCAUGAGUGCAUCAUUAAAAAUAGACCCUCUUUUAGUUUCUUUAAAAGAACAUCUAAACUACUCUAAACAAGUCAGUUCCUGCAUGGGGAGUUUACAACAGCAGCUUAGCACCCUGGAAGAAAAUUUAGGACAAAUGACUGCUGAGGUACAAAAUGUUAAACAUGCAGUUCAUUCUAGACCUGUGGAAAGAGUGGUCCUUGGCUCUUCAGCUGAGGUAAAGGGCCAGGCCUUAGCCAUGCAGGAUGUGAUUCUAGAAUUGUGUGGUGCAGAGCGGAGACUGGAAACACAAAUCAAGAGAAAUUCAAUCUUCAGCACUGCACUAACCUGCACUGUGUUUGCUGUUACUCUUCCUGUGCUAUACCUUUUAUUGAAAGGAAAUUAGUUUCCAAUGGAGAGAAACAUAAUUUACUAGGUUAAUAAAAUUACAUUUGCACCCUAAACACUCGGAGUUAGUGCUAGUCAAAAAUCUGUAUUAACAGUUUCUAAUCUUGCUUUCUCCAUAAUUCAUAGAAAUGGAAAAUACAUUUGAACAUUUAGUCCUUCCCCCCCUGGGCAGGCUUACUUUUUGCAGUAUUUUUUUUUUUUACCUCUAGUGAUUUGUACAGUCGAGUUUAAAUGUCUCAAGCAAUGAGAGUUCCACAACUUCAUUUUGGUAGAUUCUUCUGCCAUAGUCUUUUCUAGUUUAUUCUGCAAUCCUGUAGAGCUUACUCUGAGAGACUGUUCCUCAUGUUCAAAUUAUUAUUAUUAUUUUUUUUUACUUUUAAUUAUUUGUGUUUAUACCCUUUGGCUUCCAUAUAUAAUUCUCCCCCAUUCAAGCUUAUUACUUAUCCUAUUGAUUUUUCAAUUUGUCCAUACCCAAAACUCUGCUGGGCAAUUUACCAAACAAAUAAAAAUGUCUACCAUGAAGAUUUUUAUCUAAAUUUUAAAUAGGGUACAGUGAGUGGAAGUGACAAACAAUAGGGAUGGGAUGUCCAAGGAAGGAUGAAGGUUACAGCAAUA